Dendroctonus ponderosae (mountain pine beetle) is the source of this 1134-nucleotide messenger RNA. RefSeq lists its product as uncharacterized. The transcript is spliced from 7 exons. The record is from RefSeq and is a predicted model, not a curated record. NCBI's taxonomy places the organism in Eukaryota, Metazoa, Arthropoda, Insecta, Coleoptera, Curculionidae. Bases 328 to 945 code for a protein of 205 amino acids.
AAAAAUUAAUUUAGACUCUAAAAUGGACAAAGCAAACGGGUUAAAAAUUGAAAAACCCAAAAAGCACUGUGAAAUCAGUGAGAGAGCAGCUAACUCAGAAAGUUUCCCUAAAGCAGAAAUACAAGCGGUUGAACCUGGAUUCGAAAAACUGCGUAGAAACCAAAUCGGAAGAUGAAGCGAAAGAAAAAACAAAGAAAAAUGCAAAGCUGAUAAACAUUUUGAACGUCCAGACUUUUAGCUUCCUCUGUAGUUUAAGAAUACUGGUACCUUAAACGCGUUGAUUCGCAAAAAGCACCUAAAAUUGAGAAUUUACUGGCAGAACCCAUUAUGGAAAAUUCUGCAAAAGAGCCUUUGCAAAGCAAUGCAAUUACAGGUGUGAACGACAACUUGUCAACAUCAGUAGUUUCCAACCGCAUAAUUGUAAAGGCAAUGGUACAUAAUAAUGCUAAUGGAGAGAAAGAAGCAGCAAUAAUAUCAAGUACACCAAUCGAGAAGUCCAUACAUAAUUGUGAAACUUAUAUCGCUGCCAGAUGUGAACCUAAUGAUUUAUCUCCAGAUAAAUGCGACAUUUAUUUGCUAAAUAAAUCGGAAUCGUCAACUCCCGAAGUCAGUACAAGUUAUUCAGACCAUUACGAUUGGCCUGAGAUAAAUGUUGAAGAUACAAAACGGGAAAAAAUCCGUAUUAUUCGGAAUAUUGCGCUAAAAAGCAAGUCACCCAAAAAUUGUAUUACUCAACCCCAGAAAAGGAUGAGACUUGAUGACGAAAUUUUCCCACCAUUUGAUGAAAUCAUUCUAUCUCCUCCCAAAGAAUUCCAGGAUGCGGAAUGCUCUGUUCAUGUUAAAGAUGUUGGUUUUUCAUUAAUAAAGCAAAUUCUCGAUUUAAUCGACAAUAAUCAGUUCGACACGUUAACAAAAAUUGAAACGUUUGUUGCCGCUCUCAAAUAGAAUUUUGAAAGAAAAUAAUGCUAUUUAAGUACAUAGGUUUAAUCGUUGUAGUUAAUGUUCAAAGUUGCUUAUUUUUAAGUUACAGUUAAAUCUAUUUUUACCCAUAUUUAUAAUAGAAAUACUAUAGAAAAUUAUUAUAAAUGUUUAAAAGUAGCUAGCUGUUUGAAAAAAUAAAUGAUGUUUUAUUGA